CCGUUUCAUUAAUUGGUGUAAACUACAAUAUCUCUUGGUUUGGCUGUAACUAAAAUACUGGGCAGGUGUUUUUGUUUAAAGAUUUAAUUGUUAAAGGCUUGGUUGUUGUUGUUGAUGUAUAAUAGAUAUCAGUGUUCAGGUCUUUGUAAACCCAUUUCACUGUGUGAGCAACACCUUUUGAAGUUGAAAUUAUGCAAUGCUUUGCUAAGUUUAAUUGAUAUUUGUUGAACAGGAAAAAAUGACAAAUGAGCAUAUGACGAGCAUUGAGACAGAUUAUGAAUAUGAAGAUUGCAAUAGUUCCAAGCGCCCAAAAAUGACUUCUAAAGUAUGGGAAGAAAUGCAGCGAAUUCAAACAAGUGAUGGUAGUAAAGUUUUGUGCAAGCACUGUGGAAAACGGUUGCAAGACAACUGUGGAACUUCUCAUUUGAAGCGUCAUUUGAUCAUAUGCCCCAAGCGUCCAAAACCAAUGGAUAUUGUUACUCGGGAUUCAAUGGCUUCAGUGUAUUUCAGAGGUCCCAGUCGUGUCAAAGAAUCUGGAUUAAACACAGCCCUUAUGGUUCGCCCGUUAAAGGUUGAACCUGAAUCCCAAGUCACAAUUUUUUCUCCAUCUCCAAAUAUGCGAGCUUCUACUGCUAUUGCAUCUAUUGAAAGUGCUCCUAGUCCUGUAGAAGAGCUACAUCCAAAACCCAGUUCCUCUAUUUUGCUGUCUAGCAUUGAAUCUCCCAAGAAUCAAGGGGGGGAAUUGACUCUGGAUGAUGUAGAAAUGAAAGCAUUUUAUGCUUCUCUUGACGCCGAAACCUCAGUUAUGUCUCCUUCCCAGGAUACCCCAGUCAUUACUGAAUUAUCAUCCAAUACCACUCCUUGUGAAGAGACUAAGAAAGCAUUGAAAACCCUUGAAGACCUUCUCUCCAAAGACUUCUCUGUUCUAUUGCAGAGUGGACAAUCUUGUACCAUCAAAUCCACCAUAGAGUACCUAUCCAAGUUGUCUGCAGAUGAUGGAAUCUCUGCAGAAAUGAGGCUGUUGAUAUUAGAAGUUUCUAGAGAAUUCACUCGCCGGAGUUGUGACUACAACGAUGCGAGUAGGAAAAUAGAGUCUGCGAGCACCAACAUCUCGAGAGCAGAUAAACUAGAAGAGAGUCUUGAAGCUAACAAGAACGAGUUCAAGGAAGUUUCAUCCUUGGAAAAUGAGUUAAGCAACCAGCUAUCAUGUUUGGAGCAAAGAAAGAAAGAGCUAGAAGAGCAAAUAAAUGCAAUUAAAGCUAACAUUUCUGUUUUUCAAUCAGCUAAGAUCGCAAGUACUAAGAGAAAAAGGGAAGUUUUUGAAGAAGCAAAGACUCUCAAAGCACAAAGAGAUGAUUUGAGGGAACAAGUGCCUCACCUGAGAGUUGACUGGGAAGCAGCCAAGAAAAUUCAAGCAAAUAUUCGAGUUGAAUGGUCAAAGCUUGGUGAAAAAUUCAACAAAAUCUUAAAUGAGAUAAAUUGUGAGGCCUUGGAUGGUAAAUCCAUUCAGGUUUGUCAACAAGAAAGUGGAAAUUAACAAACUAAAUUUCGAUUUUAGUUAGUGUCAAUACCUUAUACCAACUCCAUGAUGAGCUAAACUGAGCUCUGACAUUUGUUAUACCUCUGGUAAAAAAUGAACAUUUUACUUUUGAUUUUAAUUUCAUGAUCUUAUCUAUAAAAAAAUAAAAUAAAAAUGCUC
Abrus precatorius (Indian licorice) is the source of this 1699-nucleotide messenger RNA. RefSeq lists its product as uncharacterized. Gene Ontology annotation, molecular function: DNA binding. Lineage: Eukaryota; Viridiplantae; Streptophyta; Magnoliopsida; Fabales; Fabaceae. The record is from RefSeq and is a predicted model, not a curated record. Bases 239 to 1537 code for a protein of 432 amino acids. The transcript has 2 exons.